AUGAUUCUGCUUGGAUUAUAAACUUAAGAUGAUUAUUAACUAAGACUAUUAUAAGAUUCUCUUAGUUAGAUAGAAUAGCAAAGGAGUGGUGGGAGCAUUCCAAUUGUCUAUAUGUCACUAAAAGAUUAAUAUGGGUAGAUAGUUGGAUCAGAUUUUAAAAGUAAGGUAAGAGUAGAUGUCGAAACAACAAACUUGGAUGCUAAGCAAAUCUUAUAUCCCCCAAUCCUUGAGGGCACUCUCUCUUUUGAUAUAAUAGGGGGCAUUGCAAUAAUAAACUAAAUUUAAAUUGUUGGAAAUCCUGGUAGUCCUUACAAGCUUGUUAUUACAACUGAUGGAAUUGAUUAAUCUAAAAAGUCAAAUAAAGAUAAAAUGGAAGCAAUUGGUAAAUCUAGUCUUGAUCUUGACUUGAAAGUUUAACUGAGAGAAUGUGAAAUAGGAGAAUAAUUUACAGCAGUUGGCAAGUGCUAGAAGUGUGAAGAGAGCUUUUCUUUGGUGAAAAUGUCAUCACCUGGAUUUUGUGAAAUUUGUCCUACUGAAAAAGCGAUUUGCAAUGGAGGAGCUGAAAUAGGUCCUAAACCUGGGUUUUGGAGAAAAAGUAAUUCAUCUAAGGUAUUUUCUAAAUGUCUUUUUGAACCUGCUUGUUUGGGAAUGAUUCCUCCUCAAAACAAUCUCUUGGGAGAUUGUUUAAAUGGAUAUUAGGGUAUUCUAUGUGCUGACUGUAUAAAUGGCUACUCUAGAGAUAAAGAUUACUAAUGUGCAAUAUGUCCUGACCCUUCUUUGAAUAUACUAAGACUAAUCUCGAUAUUCAUAGCUAUUGUUAUACUAGUUGUUCUAAUGAUAAGAUAAACUUUGAGAGGUGCUCAAGAUAUCAACAACGUAACAAGUAUAUACUUAAAAAUCUUGCUCAAUCAUUUCUAAUUAAUUCUCAUGACAGCUUCUUUUAAUUUCUAUUGGUCAUAGCAAAUAAUUAGCUUUUUUACUACAACAAAAUAAGUUGCAACUUAAACAACUUAAGUUUUUAGCUUUGAUUGCUUUUUAGACACUGGAGGUGAGAGUAAAGGUUCUCAAAUGUCAAGAAUAUUUUUCUAAAAAUUAAUAAUCAUAGCAUUAUUACCAUUCUUGCUUGCAAUUAUAUGCUAUUUAAUAUGGAAUAUCUAUAGCUACUUGAUGAAAAAUUUAGUUGAAGUUGGCGGUAAAAUAAUGUCUAGUUUAGUAAUCUUACUUUUCUUGGUACAUCCUAGUUUAGUCACUUUUUCCUUUAAUGAUUUUAAAUGCAAAGAAGUAGAUGGAUAAUUAAGAGUAUAUGACGAUUUGGAAAUCAUUUGUUGGUCUCCAGAGCACACUUUUUAUAGCUAUUUCGUAGCUCUUCCUUGUAUAAUAGUAUGGGGAUUAGGAAUUCCAUUUUUUGCAUUAGUUAUUUUAAUUAAAUAGAGAAUGAAAUUAGAGAACUUUGAUACUAGAUAAAAAUAUGGUUUCCUCUACAGGGGAUAUAGAAAGGAAUACUUUUAUUGGGAAAUUGUGAUAAUGUAUAGAAAAAUCUUAAUAAUAUUUACUUCAGUAUUUGUUAGCAACUUUGGAAUAAUUGCACAAGCACUAAUAAUAUUCUUUGCUCUCAUUGUGUUUUUGAUGAUAAAUUUUAAGAAAUAACCUUUUAAUACUCAGAUUCUCAAUGAUCUAGAAACACUUUCAUUAAUAACAUCAAUGAUUACUAUCUACUGCGGUAUAUUCUUUAUCUUAAAUAAGCCUAAGAUUUGGAUCGAAGAAAACCCUGAUUAUGCGAGAGGCUCAGUAUCAUUAUCAAAUGGCUUUCAAAGAUUGUUUUUUGUUCUAAUCCUAAGCUCAAAUUUGUUCUUUUUCCUAUACUGGAGUUUAAAAAUGUAUGAAGAAGGUAAGGCUAAAUUUAGAGAAAAAUUCCCAAAAAUCUAUUUAGUAUUAUGUUUAUGCUUCAAAUAGACCAAAUUUGAAAAAGAGAUAAUAGCUUAUGAUAUUGAUAAGCAAAAUAUAAACUACUAUCAAUAAUUAAACGGCUAACUAAAGCAGAUAAAGUUGCUAUUUAGAAAAGGCGAGCUAAAAUUAAACAAAAAUAACAUAGAAAGACUAAUGAUUCAUUUAAACAGAGAGUAAAUUAAAUAAUUAGUGAAUCCUAAAUUGAUGUAAAGAAUUUAAACCGAAAAUUUUGAAAAAUAAAAAUAAAAAUAAAGACUGAAGCGACUAAGUUACUCAUCAACUAAAAUUUAAUAAUAAAAAGAUUCAGCUGAUAAUGAUAGUAAUUUUGCACAUUAUUACAGAGAUUAGGAAAGUAGGAUUUAGACCAUGUAGACUGAAGAUUCACAGUUAGAUAUUAAUUUUGAAAGAAAACAAAACUUGAGUAAUAAUGAGCUCCCUUUAAGUUAUUAAUUGAAUAAAAUCCUUGAAAAAGAUAAAUUCUUGAAAGAGAGCAAAUUUCACAACGUGCCAAGUAGCUUAAUGUCCUCAGCAAUCCUUUUAGCAAAUCGAAAUAAUCUUGACCUUGAAAAUAAAGAAAUUAGUAAUUCAUCUUUAAUACAGUACUCUAUCAAUAGUAAAGUAAAAAAAUAAUAUUAAGAUAAAAUCUAAUACAGUAAAUCUUAUUUCUAGAAUAAAUAUAUUCCUGAGAUUAAACAGAAAACUCUAGCUAAAUUUUAAAAUAAAAAAGUUUCAGGUUCUCCAAAUUUAAAACUAAAUUAAUAAGCCUAUAGAAUUGAUUCUUUAAACUAAAGUUAAAUAUAGUUAUUACAAAAGAGUUUUCUUUUUUCUGAAUAAAACUCUAACAGUUAAGAGUAAAUCUCAGAAGUUGAGAUCGAAGAAGAACAAAGUAAACAAAUAAAAAAUAUACUCAAAAUUGCUAGUGAUUACGAUUAGAUUUAGAGAUAAAAUCUUUUAUUAAUUUCAAAAAAGUAAAAUAAAAACAAUAAAGCAGGUGUGAAUGAUGAACCUAAGCUAGAAUUUGAAAGUCAAAAAACAUAGAGAUUUAAUACAAAGAAAUCUUAAUCAGAAUAUAAAGAAUAACAAAUUAGCGUAGAUGUAUAUUCAGAUGAUUUGUCAGAUGAUCACAUUUUUAGAAGUUAAAACUAUAUGGAAGAAGGACAAAAUAAAGACCUUAAAGAAUUAGAAAUUGAAGAAAUAUUUGGAAUCAAUGAUCAAUUAUUCGAUUAUGAAGAAGAGCCAGUACAAUAUGACAAUGAAAAUGUCCUUAUGUUUUCUAACCUAGAAGAUUAAAAUAAACUACUUGAAACUAUGGCAUUAAGAUUGUUGCCUUAAAGAACAUAUAAAAUCAAAUAAAUCGACAACAUAAACUAAACUCAAAUAACUGAUAAAUCAAAUUCAAAGCAAGGCGCUUCAACUAAACAGGAAUUGGCAGAUUUUCAAAUUGAAAAAAAUUAAUAAUAGAAAGAGAAUGAUCUUGAUUAAACAGUUUUAUAAUUGCAAGAUUUUACUUCUGAUGAGGAAAUAAUAUCAAAGAGAAUUAAUAGAAGCUAUUAAAGUGAGGUCUUUUCCUCCUUUAAAAAUCCAGAUAGUAGAGGUUCUCAUUAAUGA
Stylonychia lemnae is the source of this 3555-nucleotide messenger RNA. Lineage: Eukaryota; Ciliophora; Spirotrichea; Sporadotrichida; Oxytrichidae. The record is from the annotation of a GenBank genome assembly.